Molecule: messenger RNA, 1463 nt
Organism: Sorghum bicolor (sorghum)
Lineage: Eukaryota; Viridiplantae; Streptophyta; Magnoliopsida; Poales; Poaceae
Exons: 2
Coding region: 176-1357 (393 amino acids)
Source: RefSeq, a predicted model, not a curated record
AGAUUAGGGGACUUUUGGGAGGGACGGGGGAAAUAUCUGGACGCAGACACUGGGCCGCGCUGCUUCUCCGUCCCACUAAAUCAUCGCCGCCGGCUAGCCGCAGGAGCUCGCCGCCGCGCCGAGGCCGAAACCGCCGUCGCGUGUUUGUGAAGCUCUCGAAAAAGGGGCGCGCAGCAUGAGAGCGGCCGUGAACACACCACCUCCGCACUGCUACUCGCGCCGCCGCGCCAGCGCCACGCUGCUGGAUGCGCGCCAUGUGUUCGACCACGUGCCGCAGCGGCCCCUGCCGACCCUGGCAGCGGAACUCCGCGCGCGGCCCGUGGCCGCGGCCACCCGGAGGCCCGCGCAGCGCUCGGCCGCGUCUGCGGCUGCCCCCACCUGUGGCCCCGCUUCAGUUCCUCGUUUGUUUAGGACAUUCCUGCAAAUUCCAGCUGCCUCUUCUUCAACUUCUCGCGUGCGUUUAACUCUGUCUGCGUUCUUGCCAUCAAGACGGAACUUUGAAGGCUAUAUUCCUCGUAGCUGCUCCAGUUCAUCGAUCCAGAUCUAUAGCCGGUCAUCUCUGUUAAAUCUAUCACCAACUUCUGCUCUCAUGGUGUCCUCCCAGCUCACCUCCUCUGACGUAGCCCAGCGUUCAGAGGAAUGGUUUGCUCUUCGCAAGGACAAGCUCACCACUAGCACCUUCAGUACUGCUUUGGGUUUCUGGGCUGGCAACAGAAGGGCAGAGCUGUGGAAUGAGAAAGUCUUUGGAGCAACAGAGAUCAAGCUGCCGGAUACUGCUAGGUCUGCCAUGGACUGGGGGACGCAUCAUGAAAGCAUAGCCAUAGAGCAGUACACAAGCAUCACAGGAAGACUGGUGGGCACCCUUGGCUUCGCAGUGCACACCGAGGCCAACUCCGGAUGGCUCGGAGCUUCGCCUGACGGAGUCCUUGGGUGUGAACCGGACGGCGGGAUCCUAGAAGUCAAGUGUCCGUUCAACAAGGGCAAGCCCGAGCUCGCUCUGCCUUGGCGCGCCAUGCCGUACUACUACAUGCCGCAGGUGCAGGGCCUGAUGGAAAUCAUGGGCAGGGACUGGGUGGAGCUCUACUGCUGGACGCCCAACGGGAGCAGCCUGUUCCUGGUGCCACGGGACCGUGCAUACUGGGCGCUCAUCCAUGAGGUGCUGCGCGACUUCUGGUGGGGCGACGUGAUGCCUGCGCGGGAGCUGGCGCUCCUGGGCAAGGAAGACGAGGCGAGAUCCUUCAAGCCUCAGCCCAAGCACCGGCUCACGAACCUGGUGCUGUAUAGGAGCAGGAAGCUGGCCUCCGAGGCCAAGCUAUUGUGUAUGGAUGUUGGCGGCCAUGUAGAAUUCUUCAAAUGAGAUGUUCUGCCGUCGAUUGUACACUGUGUUAUGACUAUUCUUUAAAUUGAUUGACUCAUGAUUGCGUUACCUUCAAAUAGUCAUGUUCUUUUUUGUUCUGUUUAAA